AUGUUCUUUAAAAGUAAUAUAUCCAGUCUAAAUAGUAGAUUACACGUAUUGGUGCAAAAAUGUAGCUUGAGAACGCGUUCCGUUGUAGGAAACGCGGAACAUUCUCAUUAUGUAGUUACUAACCCUAAAACAUCGCAAAACUGGCCCCCAAAACAUGAUCAUGGAUCUCCCAUGACUCGCACAAAGUGUAGACACAUCAUGAAUGAACUUAACCUCUUGGAAAUUAACAGAAUGGAAAAGUUACGGAAGUUUAAUAUGCCUGAAAUACGUCUGGGUGAUUUGGUCGAGGUCAAGUAUGAAUUAUCACGCACUCAGCAAACCUAUGCUAUAUUUCAAGGGUACUGUAUAAAGACAUCUAAAAAGGGUCUCAACUCAUCAUUUAGCCUAAAGAAUGCAUUCGACGGUGUUGGAGUUACACAGUUGGUACCUUACUAUUCUCCUCGUUUGCUAAAUGUCAAAAUAAUGAAAUCUAUAAAGGGAAGGGGUUCUGUAGUUCGUGAUAAACCCAUAACUAGAGACUAUCGGUAUAAAUUCCAUCUAAAUGUACGUCACCGUUUUUCCAAACGGAGUGGUGUGCAUAAGCCUGGUAUAAGAUCAUUCGAGAUUAGGCUCAAAAACAGAAUAUCACGCCUGAAAAUGCAAUACUACCAGCUCCGUCUAGAAGCAGGUUUACCGCCAUAUAUUUGGGGAGGACCAUAUAAUCUAAACACCAGAAGAAGAAAAAGACUUGUCCGAGGUGAAACUUACAGAAGGAUCCAAAUAUAUGGAAUGGAUGAGAAGCGAGCCAGAAGUGAAAAAUUAAGAAAAAGACGUGAAAGAAGUCGUUGGGGAAAUUACAAGGUACUUUUUAUAUAUGUUAAACACGAUUCUUCAGUUGCCAGGAUUGUCGUAUCUUGA
Molecule: messenger RNA, 897 nt
Organism: Theileria equi strain WA
Lineage: Eukaryota; Apicomplexa; Aconoidasida; Piroplasmida; Theileriidae
Product: ribosomal protein L19, putative
Exons: 5
Coding region: 1-897 (298 amino acids)
Biological process (GO): translation
Cellular component (GO): ribosome; mitochondrial large ribosomal subunit
Molecular function (GO): structural constituent of ribosome
Source: RefSeq, a predicted model, not a curated record